Molecule: messenger RNA, 489 nt
Organism: Rotaria socialis
Lineage: Eukaryota; Metazoa; Rotifera; Eurotatoria; Philodinida; Philodinidae
Source: the annotation of a GenBank genome assembly
AUGUGUUGGCGAAAGUACAGUGGACUUUUGCCAAUUGGCGAAGUUCCACCGAAUGUGUUGGCGAAAGUACAGUGGACGUUCGCCAAUUGGCGAAGUUCCACCGAAUGUGUUGGCGAAAGUAAAGUGGACGUUCGCCAAUUGGCGAAAGUGAGAUGGGGUAUCUCAGUAAUUACACAACAAUAUUACGAAAGGGUGAGAAAACGUUUUUUAGUCUACGUCGAUUUUACAAUGACAUUGUUGAAAGAUCACUGUACUUUCGCCAAUUGGCGAAAUUCUACUGAAUGUAUUGGCGAAAAUACAGUGAACUUUCGCCAAUUGGCGAAGUUCCAGAGACCAUAUUGGCGAAAGUACAGUGGACUUUCGCCAAUUGGCGAAGCUCCACCGAAUGUAUUGGUGAAAGUACAGUGGACUUUCGCCAAUGGCGAAAGUCCUAUUGGCGAAAGUCUUAUUGGCGAAAUUCCGGAACCCCGUUCUCUAGACAAUAUGUAA